AUGAGCCAGGAAAUCUCCGACAAGAUAUUCUGCUCAGAAGUGACCUGUUCCAUUUGCUUGGAGUAUUUCAGAGAUCCCGUCAUCCUUCAGUGUGGACACAAUUUCUGCCACGACUGCAUUAUGAAAUACUGGAGGGAGUUUGUGCUGAAGUAUAUUUGCCCUCAGUGCAAAACGGUCGCUCAGACGGAGGUUGUUCUCCCAAACAAAUCCCUGGAAAAAAUUGCAAGGUUGCUUGAAAAGUUGAAGCAGGAGGCCGGAGGCAAAGAGGCCUGCGAGAAUCAUCAAGAGCCUUGGGAAUAUUUCUGCAGGAAUCACCAAGCCCCCUUGUGCAAGUGGUGUGCUGGAUUCAGUGAUCACGAAGGUCACGUCAGGAUCUCCUUGGAGCAAGCAACCCAAGAAUUUAAGGAUUAUUUCCGUGAGUUCCUUGUUUACACAGAGAAUCAGAAAAAUGUGAUUCUGAAGCAUAAAAUAGGCAUAGAAAAAGAAAGUCGUGAUAUAAUCAAAGGGACACAGACCCUGAGGAAAGAGAAGGAGGACGCGUUUGAGGAGCUCCGCCGCUUCCUCAACAGUGAAGAGCAUACUCAGACCUGCAAAAUCGGUGAGAUAGAGAAGAACGCCAUCCAGAAACGGGAGGAACGAAUGGAUGAGCUUUUCCAGGAAUUCUCCUCCUGCGAUAAGAUGAUGCGAGAAUUGCAAAAGAAAUGCAGCCAGCAAGCAAACAGCUUCCUGCAGGAUAUAAGCAGCACUCUAGAGAAGUGUAAAAAGAAGGAGAUUCAACAUCGCAGGUUUUUCCCUCCUAACAAUAAAUGGGAAAUAUGGAAAAUAUGGGAUGAUAACAUCUUUCUGAAGAGUGCCAUCAAGCAAUUCCAAGCGGUGAUCACUUUAGACAAGGAGACGGCUCACCCCCUGCUCAUCCUAUCGGAGGACUGCAAAAGCGUGACGCUGGGAAACGAGGCGGCGUGCUUUGCAAAGUCCCACAAACGAUUCGACAUGAGCCACAGCGUGCUGGGCUGCGAGGAGUUCAAGGAGGGCCGGAGUUAUUGGGACAUUUCCAUGGGCAAGGAGGGGGACUGGACAGUGGGCGUGGCCCGGAAAUCUGUGAGGAGGAAAAACGCCAUCUCCAUUGAGCCCAGAAGUGGCAUUUGGGCCAUAGGGAAGCGUGGCAACGACUAUUUUGCUUUAGAUCCUCCAAAUUAUUCUCGGUUGCAGCCCACUGGGGGGCUGAGAAGGAUUCGGGUCUUUUUAAAUUACGCCGGGAAGCACGUGUCUUUCUUUGACGCCGAUGAAGCCAACUUACUCCAUCAUACCUACACAAGCACCGUCUCCAACGAGGCCUUUGUUCCUUUUUUUCACCUCUUUCACAAGGCUGUUCUCACCCUGACUCCCUAA
Messenger RNA from Notechis scutatus (mainland tiger snake), 1389 nucleotides. RefSeq names its product E3 ubiquitin-protein ligase TRIM39-like. Gene Ontology annotation, molecular function: protein binding; zinc ion binding. The record is from RefSeq and is a predicted model, not a curated record. NCBI's taxonomy places the organism in Eukaryota, Metazoa, Chordata, Lepidosauria, Squamata, Elapidae.